AUAAAUGACCUCAAUUAAGCUUCUCUUGAACCUGAAUGAUGUUUAUCAUGCCUUGAUAAUCAUCCAAGCUUCGAUUUGCUUGUUGUAUGUUGUUUUCAACCCAGAUCUGCUCAAUAAGGCCAUUUAAAGCUUCACACAUCUUCUUAGCUCUAGCUCGUGUAACUGGACCUCCUUGGAUUUGCAAAUCUCUUUUUGAUGGGAAUCAAGACGACAGCAUAUCUACCACGUCAUGUGAUCCAUUACACACCCAAGGAGGUCCAGUCACGCGAGCUAGUGCUAAGAAGAUGUGUGAAGCUUUAAAUGGCCUUACUGAGCAGAUCUGGGUUGAAAACAACAUACAACAAGCAAAUCGAAGCUUGGAUGAUUAUCAAGGCAUGAUAAACAUCAUUCAGGUUCAAGAGAAGCUUAAUCGAGGUCAUUUAUGCUAAAUUACACAGUUUGCGUCAAUCUCGCAAUUCUGUCGCAAUUUGUAACAAACUGAUAUUUCAUGUUACUUUAGGCUACUUUUAGUUAUUUUCACGUUUUUUAUAUUAUUUUGGGCUGAACAUUCAUUUAUUUAAGGCCCAAUUCGUGGUUAUUAUGAUUAGGGCUUAGGGUGUUAGUUUCCUAUUCUGAUUAGAAUUACU
Rubroshorea leprosula is the source of this 626-nucleotide messenger RNA. The record is from the annotation of a GenBank genome assembly. NCBI's taxonomy places the organism in Eukaryota, Viridiplantae, Streptophyta, Magnoliopsida, Malvales, Dipterocarpaceae.